AAACAGCCCAACAAGCCAGCCACGCUAAGCGCUGGCGACUGGCUACUCCGCAUCCACAUCCACAGGCACCACUGCAGGACAUUGGGCACCAAGCAGCCGGCCGACCGUAUGAGGAAGCAACGUGUUGUGCGUAACCGCAUACCAGCUGACAUCUUGGAGAAUGCUGCACUGAAUCGUGCCAUCGAGCGGUUGCCGGUGAACUACAACUUCGAAAUCCAAAAGACUGUGUGGCGAAUUCGCGAGGACAAGGCAAACAAUGUGGCUCUACAGUUCCCUGAAGGGCUCCUGAUGUACGCCUGCGUCAUUUCAGACAUCCUUGAGCAAUUCGCCGGGUGCCAGUCCGUGAUUCUUGGUGACGUUACGUACGGCGCCUGCUGCAUCGACGACCUCACGGCAAAGGCACUGGACUGCGAUAUGCUAGUCCACUACGGGCACAGCUGCUUGGUGCCGAUCGCAGUAACAGCGGUGAAAGUCCUGUACGUGUUCGUGGAGAUAUCCAUCGACACCGACCACCUGGCAGAGUGCAUCCGACGUACUUUCUCGCGGACGACCCGUCUGGCCGUCAUGGGAACUAUUCAGUUCGCGGGCGCAGUUCACGAAAGUUGUGCACAGCUGGCGGACCAUUUCGACGCGGUGGCAGUUCCCCAAGCCAAACCUCUGUCGCCUGGCGAGGUUUUAGGUUGCACAUCACCCGUGAUCGAAGGGAAGGACGCAUUGGUGUUUGUGGCUGACGGGCGAUUUCAUCUUGAGUCUGCCAUGAUCCAUAACCCAGGCAUGCAGCAUUUUCGGUACAACCCAUACACGAAGGUGUUGACACGAGAACAGUACGACACGCCCAAGAUGCACGACAUCCGAAAGCAAGCGAUUGAGGUAGCGAGGGGGGCGAAGUCGUUCGGUGUCAUUCUGGGAACGCUAGGCCGACAAGGAAAUCCCCACAUUCUCGAUCACCUGAUGUCCAUAUUACGGGCAAGAGGCAAACAGUUCUUCGUCUUGCUUCUUUCGGAAGUAUUCCCGGCAAAGCUGGCAGCCUUUGCAGAUGUUGAGGCGUGGAUCCAAGUGGCCUGCCCCCGACUCUCUGUGGACUGGGGGCAUUUCUUCGACAAACCUUUGCUCAGCCCCUACGAAGCUGACGUCGCCCUGGAAGAGACUGCAUGGCGAGAUGUCUAUCCGAUGGACUUUUACGCCAAGGGAAGCGGGGCAUGGACCAACAUGCACGAAAAGCGGGUGUCUUGACAGAACCGUCCAACCACCCGACGGUGCAGGGAGAAGUUAUCCUUCGCGUCAGCUGCUCCACCACUUGUUCUCUACAUCUUGUCCAAAGGGCGGUUGAAUCCACCUGCGUCGAGAUCAGGUUGUUUCGUUACCGGUUGGUGUUCAGGCCAGCAGGAAAGUGGAAGUGCGCUCUCCGGUUGCGACGACUAAAAACGUCGUUGUGUGUUCUCGACUCUGGCGUACACACGAGAACAUGCAGCGGGAUGGUAAAAAAUCCGUGUACAGGCAAAUAUGAAUAAAAUAAACUACAGUACUUGAACCUAAAAUACCCUCGACUCAUUGCCACGUACCUCGUCGAUUCAUAUACUGCCGAUACUCUCUUUCCUUGUGCUUCGAGAUCGCGCCUUUUGCAGGUCCUCGCUGGUUGUCUUCGACUCCCUUCCCCUUCGUGGUGUCAAACCCCGCAAAACCCAUCAACUUCAUCAUUUGUUGCUCCUGUUUGAGAUCGAGAGCGAAGCGCCGUAUUUUUCACUCACCACUGGUUGAAGCGUACCUAAGUAUUGCGGGCUAGCCUUAGCAGCGGGAGAUGAAGUGCAUCAUCGUAGCGCACCCCAACCGAACCAAGAGGCCAAUGUGUGUACGUGGCCCGUGGCUCAAUUCACUUGUAGGUGCAAGCAUCGUGAUCGAAAGCUAAAAAUGCUCGCCGUUCGUGCUCGCACAGUGAAGCCGUACGGAUACACGGUGUAGAUUCUUCGUCCGGGCAAUAUAUUCAUCGUACCUCUGUCAAAUCCUCAUCAUCAUCGUCGCCAUCGCUUCCACUACCAAGGGCAUCCUCCUCGCCUGAAGCAUCACCUGGGACACAAGGAUUCAUUUCAGUUCGUGGGCAUGUAUUGCUGCAUAGCAUUCGGUCAAGGUUGCUCUGUCCUUCAAUCUCAAGGAACAUGACCAAAAUUGUCAUGCUGUCGAUGACGGAAUGUGCGGAGCUCACCAAAUCCGUUGAAUCCACGUGAAGAAGUCAUGAUCAGCCUGCAAGCCGCUACAGCAGACAGAAACGGGGGGCCGCGCAUACCUUUCAUUUGACGGAUUAAAUGGAGCCUAUCCUUCACUUUGUCCUUCUCCCGCUGCUGCUCCUCCAGCAUUUUUUGCCUCUUGAUAGCUGCCUCCGCCCUUCGUGCUUCUUGCUUGGAAGGCUUUGAUGUCACGCUCGUCGUCCUACAGCGCGAGCGGGCCGUGUGCACGACGUGUAAACGGUGACUACGAACGUAUAAGCCGGGGACAAGCACGAGUUCUGCCAUGCGCUUCUUCCAAGGUAGAGAGUACGGCAUCGCAUUUUAUAUGUCGCAAACGACCGAUUGGCGUGCAGCUACACAGCAGCAGUAGUAAGACCGUCCUUCGAGGAGCCCCAGCAUGCAGCGAUAAAAUCUUCCGCUCGUUCUACCAAAGCACGGAACCGGUUGGGGUGCUCCAUACCUCAUGGCAACACCAAGCCGAAAACGGAAGCCAAGCUGCUAACUUUCAUCGCUGGAGGACAUGGCGCACGGAAUUGAGCUGCUGCUGACAUACUGGCACACAGGAAAGGCCCGAGCGACGGGGCUCGGUCCCGCGAUCAAGCGCGGCACAUCAGCGCCUCUCCACUCUCCGCCCUGGUGUGCUCAUUACCAGAGAUAGCACUUCAGACAGCAGUAUGCUGUUGUCGGCAAUCUUCCGCUUUGGUAUAGAGUGGGACAGGGAGGGGGUGAUGCUACUGUAGUCGAACGGUGGGACGGACGUGCAGUUCAGUUUUUGGGCACGCAUAGUCUACGGUGCUGCAGGGAUUUUUGUGUGUACCGCUUCGGGCUCUUGGAUACCUUUUCCUCGUUAUAUGUGUGCGUGUUCUUUCGAUCCU
Messenger RNA from Ectocarpus sp. CCAP 1310/34, 3097 nucleotides. Lineage: Eukaryota; Phaeophyceae; Ectocarpales; Ectocarpaceae. The record is from the annotation of a GenBank genome assembly.